GGAGUGCGGCCGGGUGAGGCGGUCUCGGAAAGUUACUGUAACUUUCCAAUGUCGGCGAGAUUGGAGUUGGAGUGUUCGAGGCCGGUGGCCGAGCUGCAGAGUCGCCGCAACUUUAACUUAAGUAUUUGAGAAACAGAGAGAGGAGAAACUUUGUUCUCCUGCUGAAUGCUCUAUGAGGAGUGUCGAGAGGAGGUAACUGCCGAGAGAUGGGAGCCAGCCAGCUGUGGUGGAAUCUGUGGGGCAUUCUGAGGAUUGUGGCCGUGUGUGGAGCAUUACAGUGUCGUGACUCCUUUCAGCCAUGUGUUAAUAGAGGAAAAUGCGUAACCCAUCAGAACGGGACUGGAGAAUGUGUGUGUCAGUCAGGAUUUGUCGGUGAAUACUGCCAGCAUUCAGACCCCUGCCAGAUUUCACCCUGCCUCAAUGGAGGGACAUGCCGCACUUCAGUCACAGAAGGGAAAUUACAAAGAUUGUGUCACUGUGUUUUGGGAUCUACGGGUGAACGGUGUGAGACAAGUGUCACCAAUGUCUGUCUGAACAAUCCUUGCCAAAAUAAAGGAACGUGCCGUCUCAUUACCCUCGAGAAGUAUGAAUGUGAUUGCCAGCAAGGAUGGAUAGGUAAAAACUGCCAGCAUGUGGAUUCCUGUGCCUCUCAGCCAUGUGCUAAUGGGGGUAAAUGCAGCAGUUCAAGAGACAAUUACACCUGUAGCUGCCUCCCAGGCUACACCGGAUCUCACUGCCAGACUGACAUUGAUGAAUGCUCUACUGAGGUUCUGUGCCAGAACAGUGGGACAUGCCUAACCAUACCAGGAUCAUACCGCUGCCUAUGCAAACCUGGAUUCACUGGGAACAAUUGUGAGAGUGUUUAUGUCCCCUGCUCGUCAUCGCCAUGCAUGAACGGGGGCACUUGCCGACCAAUCAACAAUGACCUAACCUACGAAUGCAACUGCCUGCCAGGGUUCAGUGGGAAGGACUGUGAAAUUAACAUUGAUGAUUGCCCUGAGCACAAAUGUCAGAAUGGUGGUACCUGCGUGGAUGGAGUGAACACAUACAAUUGUCGAUGUACACCUGAAUGGACAGGUCAGUUUUGUACAGAAGAUGUGGAUGAGUGUCAACUGCAGCCAAAUGCAUGUCAGAAUGGAGGAACCUGCUCCAACAACAUCGGAGGUUAUAACUGCGUCUGUGUCAAUGGCUGGAGUGGUGAUGACUGCAGUGAGAACCUUGAUGACUGUGCAGUUGCUAUUUGCAUGAAUGGGGCCACCUGCCAUGAUCGUGUGGCAUCUUAUGUUUGCGAGUGCCCUGUUGGUAAAGCUGGAAUCUUCUGUCAGGUGGAUGAUGCAUGUGUUAGUAACCCAUGUCAUGAAGGAGCCACAUGUGAAACCAAUCCUCUAAAGAGCAGCUUCUUUUGUAGUUGUCCCCUUGGAUACAGGGGGGCCAUCUGUGAUGAGGAUAUCAAUGAAUGUGCACUGGGAGGCAAUCCCUGUGAGCAUGGAGGGAAAUGUGUCAACACCAAGGGCUCUUUCCGCUGUGAGUGUGUCAUUGGUUACACAGGACCACGCUGUGAGAUGGACAUCAAUGAAUGCGUUUCUAUGCCAUGCCAGAAUGAUGCCACCUGCUUGGACCAGAUUGGUGAAUUCAAGUGCAUCUGCAUGCCAGGUUUUGCGGGGACACACUGUGAAUUGAACAUCGAUGAGUGUGAAAGCCAGCCUUGCCUAAACAAUGGUGUGUGUAAGGAUGAUGUGAACAGAUUCACAUGCAAAUGUCCACCUGGUUUUGCGGGGAAUAUGUGCCAGAUUGACAUUGAUGAGUGUGCCAGCACACCAUGCCAACAUGGAGCCAAGUGUAUUGAUCGUCCAAAUGCUUUUGAAUGUGAUUGCAGUGAAGGCUUUACAGGAACUACCUGUGAGAUUAAUGAGAACGAUUGCGACCCGGAUCCCUGCCACUAUGGAACGUGUGAGGAUGGAAUAGCCGGGUACACUUGCAACUGUAAAGCCGGUUACAAGGGUCCAAUCUGUAGUGAGCAGAUCAAUGAAUGCCAGAGUAGUCCAUGCCAGAAUGGUGGCACCUGCCAAGAUCGUGUGAACAAUUACAUAUGCCGCUGUCCUGUUGGCACCUCCGGUGUCAAUUGUGAGAUUAACUAUGAUGACUGCGCGAGCAAUCCAUGUAGUUAUGGAAGCUGUCAAGAUGGUAUUAAUCGGUAUGACUGUGUAUGCAGCCCUGGCUAUACAGGUCCAAUGUGCAACAUUGACAUCAAUGAAUGUGCAUCCAACCCAUGUCACAAUGGAGGCACAUGUUUCGAUCAUAUGAAUGGCUUCACAUGCCGCUGCCCUGAGGGGUACCAUGAUCCUCACUGUAUAUCGGAAGUCGAUGAGUGCAAGAGUAACCCUUGUGUUCAUGGCAAAUGUGUGGACGACGUCAACAGUUACCAGUGCGUUUGUGAAGCUGGUUGGGCAGGAAUCAACUGUGAUGUGGACAAAGAUGAGUGCGAGUCAAAUCCUUGUCAGGAGGGAGGAACCUGUGAGAACCUAAUCAAUGGCUACAAGUGUACAUGUGUGAAGGGAUUCAAAGGUUUCGACUGUCAAAUCAACAUAAAUGAAUGUGCAUCAAACCCCUGCCUGAACAAAGGAGUCUGCAUUGAUGGAGUGAAUUCCUAUCACUGUGUCUGCUCUCUCCCAUACACUGGUAAGGAUUGUGAGUUUGUUCUUGCUCCGUGUUCCUCCCAGCCAUGUGAAAAUGGAGGUAUAUGCAAUGAAACUGAGGACUAUGAGAAUUUCAUGUGUACCUGCACGAUGAAUUGGCAAGGUCAGAGGUGCUCAGUGGAUGUUGAUGAGUGUGUUACUGAUCCAUGUAAAAAUGGUGCUUCUUGUCAAAAUACCCCUGGGAGCUACGAGUGCCAGUGCCUCCCUGGCUACAUUGGAGUGAACUGCGAGACAAAUGUCGACGAUUGCAGCCCCAAUCCAUGCCAGAACGGAGGUUCCUGCAUUGAUGGUGUCAACACAUUCUCGUGCGGCUGCCUGUCGGGGUUCACCGGUAGCAAAUGCCAGCAGGAGAUAAAUGAGUGCUUGAGUGACCCGUGUCUCAAUGGCGGGAACUGCUCUGAUUAUGUCAACAGCUAUGUAUGCAAGUGCCCAGAAGGCUUCAAUGGGAUUCACUGUGAAAACAACAUGCCGGACUGCACAGAAAGCUCCUGCUUCAAUGACGGAACCUGUAUCGACGGCAUCAACUCGUAUACCUGCCGCUGCCAACCUGGCUUCACUGGUUCCAACUGCCAGUUCGAUAUCAAUGAGUGUGACUCCAAUCCAUGUCAGAAUGGGGCCACCUGUGUCGACGGGCUGGGGGGUUACCGGUGCACCUGCCCUUCCGGCUACUCUGGUAACAACUGCCAGAACUUGGUGAAUCUGUGUAACUGGUCACCCUGUAAAAACAGAGGCAAAUGUGUGCAGCAAGGCGCCACGUACCGUUGUGAAUGCCAGAGCGGAUGGACAGGGCUGUACUGUGAUGUGCCGGAUGUAUCCUGUGAGGUGGCUGCUCGUCAGAGAGACUUGACUGUUGAGCAACUGUGUCAGCAUUCUGGGAUAUGCAUCAAUACCGGCAACAGUCACCGGUGCCAGUGCAUGGCUGGGUAUACUGGCAGCUAUUGCCAGCUGGAUGUGGAUGACUGCGCCUCAAACCCCUGCCGCAAUGGAGCCACCUGCAGAGACUACCUGGGAAGCUAUGCCUGUGAGUGUGUUCCAGGGUACCAAGGUGUCAACUGUGAAUAUGAGGUAAAUGAGUGCAAACUCUAUCACUGUCAGAACGGAGGAACAUGUAUCGACCUGGUGAAUGAUUACAAAUGUUCCUGUCCACCCGGAACUGGAGGCAUUCUGUGCGAAAUAAACAACGAUGAUUGUGAACCCAAUAUUGAUCCAUACACUGGGGAGCACAAGUGUCUCAAUGGUGGGCAAUGCGUUGAUAAAGUUGGUGGCUACAGCUGCAUCUGCCCGCCGGGCUUCAUUGGAGAGCGCUGUGAAGGGGAUGUUAACGAGUGUCUGUCCAACCCAUGUGAUCGCAAGGGCAGCCUUGACUGUGUGCAGUUAACCAACGAUUACCUGUGCAAAUGCCGACCUGGUUUCACAGGUCAUCGCUGUGAGACCAUUGUUGACCUCUGCCUUUCUCAACCCUGCCAGAAUGGAGGGACCUGCAUGUUUGCUGUAAACACUCCACUUGGUUAUACCUGCCAGUGCAGACCCGGUGUGGUGGGAGCACGUUGCGAAUACACCAACUACACCUGCGGGCAGGUGUUGUGCCAAAAGGGUGGGACUUGUUCCAUGACCCCGCAGGGCCCCAGGUGCCAAUGUUUGAAUGGAGUCAGAGGCUCAGAAUGCUGGCUGCCCACCUGCUCUGCCAAGCUGUGCCACAAUGGCGGGACCUGCCUCCCAAAGUCCACGCUGCCGUUCUUCAGCUGCCAGUGCCCCCCGCAGUACCGGGGGCUGAAAUGCACCGAGCUGGCGAGGAAGAGCUGUCGGCUGCCGCUGUGCAAGGAGAAGGCCGGGGACCGAGUCUGCCACCAAGAGUGCAACAACCACGAGUGUGAGUGGGACGGUGGCGACUGCUCACUCACCUUGAAACCUUGGGAGAACUGCACCGAGAGCCUGCAAUGCUGGAAUUACUUCAACAACAACAAGUGUGACGAGGCCUGCAACACUCCAGAGUGUCUGUUUGACAACUUUGACUGCCAAUCCACUCCGAAAACCUGCAAUCCAUUUUAUGAGAAGUACUGUGCUGACCACUAUCAAGAUGGACGAUGCGACCAGGGCUGUAAUACAGACGAGUGCGGCUGGGACGGCCUAGAUUGUGUUGGCAACCUGCCGGAGCGACUGGCCAAGGGGACGCUGGUGCUGGUUGUUCUCCUGCCACCAGAGGAGCUUCUCAAGGAUGCUGUAAACUUCCUUCGAAGGCUUGGGGCUCUGCUGCAUACUGUAGUGAGAUUCAAGAAGAAUGAAAAUGGGGAACCAAUGAUCCUCCCUUACUACAGCCAAGGCUCCAGGAUGAAGAGGUUUAUCAGGAAAGUGAGAGAGCUUGAGCGAGAAGUUAUUGGUUCUGAAGUCUGCUUGGAGAUUGACAAUCGUCAGUGUUUUCAAACAUCUGAAGAUUGCUUCCCGUCAACCGACAGUGCUGCUGCCUUCAUUGCUGCCCAGUCCAGCAAGGGCCACCUGCCUUACCCAAUUAAGUCUGUUGAAAGUAAACCUGCUGAUGAUAGAAUCCAGAAAUCACUGAGCCUCCUGUACCUUUUGAUGGUUGCUGUCGGCAUCAUCAUCCUUAUCCUGAUAAUGGGUGUUGUAGCAGCUAAACGCAAGCGCAAGCUGGGCCCACUGUGGUUCCCAGAGGGCUUUGUCCUGAAGAAGGGUGGCAAUCGGAAGCGUCGUGAGCCUGUGGGGCAGGAUGCAGUGGGGAUGAAAAAUCUAUCAAAGCCAAUUCCUGAUGACAGCAUGAUUGAUGACAACCAGAAUGAGCAAUGGAUGGAGAGUGGAGGGCCCGAAGCCAAGAAACCAAAGACUGAAGAUCAAGCCCUGCUCCCGGAGAAUGAAGACCAGGUUGACCGUCGACCAUGGACACAGCAGCAUCUGGUGGCGGCAGAUAUUCGUUUAACGCCGUCCCUGGCCCUAACCCCACCUCAAGCGGAGCAGGAUGCUGAAAGCAUGGACGUCAAUGUUAGAGGUCCAGAUGGUUUUACACCACUUAUGUUGGCAUCACUACGAGGUGGCGGGCUGGACACUGGAAUUGAGGAGGAGGAAGACACCGAGGACACAUCAGCCAAUGUCAUCACUGACCUCAUAUACCAGGGUGCCAGCCUCCAUUCCCAGACAGACCGGACCGGGGAGACGUCUCUCCACUUGGCUGCACGCUAUGCUCGGGCAGAUGCGGCCAAGCGUCUCCUUGAUGCAGGUGCCGAUGCCAAUGCCCAGGAUAAUAUGGGUAGAUCACCUCUUCACGCAGCUGUGGCAGCUGAUGCACAGGGGGUGUUCCAGAUUCUGAUCAGAAACCGGGCCACUGAUUUGGAUUGUCGAAUGAAUGAUGGAACCACACCACUGAUCCUGGCUGCCCGCCUUGCUGUAGAAGGGAUGGUUGUUGAGCUGAUUAACUGCCAUGCAGAUGUUAAUGCUGUGGAUGACCAUGGUAAAUCAGCACUUCACUGGGCAGCAGCUGUUAACAAUGUGGAUGCAACCCAGGCCCUCCUGAAGAAUGGAGCCAACAAAGACAUGCAGGACAACAAGGAGGAGACACCCUUGUUCCUUGCUGCGAGGGAGGGCAGUUUCGAAGCUGCCAAAAUCCUACUGGACCAUUUCUCUAACCGUGACAUUACUGACCACAUGGACAGACUCCCUCGUGACAUCGCGCAGGAGCGAAUGCACCAUGACAUUGUGCAACUCCUGGAUGAGUACAACCUUGUUCGGAGCCCACAGGGCCCUGCUGGAUCCAUGAUGGGACCCACUGUGUCUCCAGUGACCUGCUCGACUGGUAGUUCUUUUAUGAACCUGACCAAGAUGACUCCCAUGGGCAAGAAAGCAAGACGGCCAAGCACCAAGAGCCUCACUCCAGGCAAUGCUAAAGACUCUAAAGAUGCCAAAACCAGGAGGCGGAAACGAUCCAUCGGCAAUGAUAAAGGGGCUAUUGUGGAAGGUUCACUGACCCUGUCCCCAGUCGAGUCGCUGGAAUCCCCACAUACCUACUUAGCCACCACAUCUCCACCAGUUCUCACAUCAUCAGGGGUUUUGCACCAAUCUCCACCAACAUCUCUCCACCCAUCCACUCCAGUACAGAGCCAGCUGGCCAUGUCGUUCUCCAACCUAACUGAAAUAAAAGGUUUGAACAUGGACUCCAACACAGUGUUGAGUCAGGUCCUCCCCUCCAUGUCUCAUCCUUCCAUGGCUGGGCAAAGCAACAGCCUGGGGUUGCCCUUAGGAAGGGUUGAACAUGUAAACAUGCAAUCAGAGUGGAUGAACAGGGUGGGAAUUACAACAUCCCAGUACAACCCCAUGCUCAGCGUCAUGCAACAUGUCUCUGGCUCCUACCCAAAUAUGCAACAGCAGAACGCAGUGCUUCAGGCUAACAUGCCUCAGGUACACAUGACCAUGCUCAGGGAGCAGUUACCACAGAUACUCACCUACCAGCCCAUGAACAAUGCUGCAUCACAGUUGGUCAUGCAGCAGCAACAGCAGCAGCAAAGUACUCAAGUAACACAGCAGCAGGGGCAACCUUACUGUGGCUCAAUGACGCCAGGGCCCGUUGGUAACAUGCACCAGAUGCCAGAGAUUGUCCAGCUGCCAAAUGGUCAACUGAACAGCUCCAUGCUGUCCGCUAGCCAAGAGGGUCAGGUACCACAGACCACCCUACCGCCCUACCACAAGCUACCAAGCUCAGUGCAGAUCGAUAAGUACCCUACACCGCCGUCUCAGCACAGUUAUGUUUCAGCAACAGACAAUACCCCAAACCACAAUGUUCAUCUGCAGAGCGAGCACCCUUAUCUAACACCUUCUCCAGAAUCCCCUGAUCAGUGGUCCAGCUCGUCACCGCAUUCCACAUCCGACUGGUCAGACAUCACACCCAGCCCUGCUCCGAUCGGACAGCGACCACAGAUUUCACACGUUCCAGAGCAGCAGAGGAACAACAUGCAGGUAUUUGCCUGAGCAUUGGCGAUGGGAAACUCUUCAUCUGGCUGAGCGCAAUUGAGGAAGAACAUUCCUUGUACUUCACGUUUUGAAAUUUCCCCUUCAUUUGGUUGGGUGAGAAGGAGGAAUGGAACUGAAAAUGAAAUACUGAACAAGUCUUAGCGAAGUUCAGCUCUCUCAGAAUUUAGGGAUGCAAAGACACGACUUCAGUGUAGUUUGAAGACAUUUUUAUUUAUUUUAAUCACUGAUGUCACUGCCUGUUUCUAUGUGUGACACUUCUUUAAAACUUCUUUUCAGCUCUGAACUUAAGCAAGGUUUUUAUUUUAAACCUGCCAAAUUGCUACCAGUGUCACUCUGUGUUCUGUACAGUUCCCUCAUCAAACUGAGAACUGUGUUCCAUUUGUAGAUGCAAACAGAUUUGAAGCUGAGGGAUGGUUGUGAAUUGUGACAGCAGCAUUACACCAAAUCCUGCUGAUGUGGCUCUUAAAUAAUCAAAAUGUAUCAUGUAAUAUUGAAGGAAAGUGUACCCUUCCCACUUGAAGGUGGGGGAAGUUGUGAGGACGAGACUGUAGGAGUUGUGAACAGGCACUGAAGAUCAGCAGGUCCACACUUACACCUCGCCAUCCAUUGCCGAUUGCUUUUAGAAGCUGACCUCUCAUUUUAAAUUGCCUUUAUAGUCUUCCAUGGUACUAAGAUUGCUAAUGUAGUGCCUUCAUGUAAGUUUGUACUGAAUACCUGUCUUGUCAGAAGCACCAUGGCAGAGGGAUAGGGCAGGUGAAAUAGCUCAGAAUUCUUCCAUUUUUGUGCUUAUGUUACUUUUAAAUGUCAGUGUUUAAUCAUUCCUGCAUCACUCGAGUCUCCUAAAGUAUUAGCAUUUCUGGUGAACCACUUAUUUGUAUUCGUCAAAACAUGCUUGUCUUUUUUUUACUUUAUUUAAAGAAUAAGUGAAUUUGUAACUCGGUGUAACGCUCGGUUAGGGUAUUCUUACCAAUUAGUUCUUUUGCAUCCAUGAAUCAUUCAUCGCAGGCCUUCUGUUUGCAGCAACUGAUGAGCAGACCUUGGCCAUCAAGCCUCUAUUGGAUAAAUCAUUGACAAGCUUACUUUAGCAUGUGGAUUGGAGGAGAAGGUUGUUCCAUUUUUGAACAUCACUGCUGUCGAACCCCAACGUAUUGUUUGGCACUUAGUGGGAGUUUCAGUGCAGCUGUGGAACACUCUGUCUCUUACAGGUCAUGGGGCUCAAUAGAGACUGGAUAACUCAAGACAAUUGUUUCAUUUCAUGUGAACAUGAUACAGCUUGGCUGGCUGGGUUCUCAUUUCUCCAUGUUUGGUCUCAUAUUUGCCUCAAAAUAUUCCCGAGAUUACAAUUCGAUUGAAUUCACUGCAUUGGAAGUUUGAAGUGAAGUGGUAAAUGAAGAAGUUUAGCUGUGAGAUUCACUAUGUUAUGAUGAGGGCAGACCUCAUACGGACUGCCCCUCUGAACAGCAGUAAUUACUGAUUCCAAACCUGUUCAGAAACCAUUUCUUUUGCUUGGCCACCCACGAACAGAGAGGAUUUUGACUCUGUCCUUAAUUUGAAAGAUUGGCUGGAGGAAGGGUUCUGGGUAUGGCAUCCUCAUCCAACUGUUGAUGUCUGUUUGGAAAAGGGAUGCAGUUGGUAUAUGCCACAGGAAAUGUUAUGUUUUCCAUUUUGUCCAAAGAUGCCAAACUUCUGGUCAUAGCUGGGAUUUGGGGAGGUUGGGGCUUGAGCACAGUUCCCAGUAGGCUGGAGACCUAAAAAUGCUUUCUCUUCCAUCACCUCUUCCCAGUGAGCCACUCUUGAGUGGGAUUGACUAAACUUGUGCAUCCCCCAUCACUCAUGACUCCAUUUUACUUUUUAAGCAUGUUUUAUGCCAAUUUAUAGAUCAUACUCAUCUUUUUGGACCUUUCUCAAAGUUAUACUUUAUACUACCAAUGAAGAAACACAGUGUUAAAAUUAUAAAAUGAAAUCCUGCAUUGAGAAUAAAACCCUGGGGUUGUAACAUUUCACUGCACUUACGAAACACAGUAAAAAUUAUUCAGUCUGUAAAGUUUACAAAUACUUAGAUUGUUGUGCUAAUGUUUCAGAGAUUUGGUGUAGAAAUUAGUUUUCUACGGUUGUUCUACCACCACAGAUGAUAUUUGGAGUCGGUGCUUUUACUUUUUAAGUUUAAUGUUUAAAAUUUCUUCCAUCUUCUUUGCCCAGUUAUUUUAUACUAUUGUUAUUUCUGAGAGAGAUGUAGUUGUGGUUUUGUACUUUCUGUGAAAUGUUUGUGGAAGAAAAUAUUUGAAGGACCAAACAUGUAAAAUGUACUUUGAAAGGAAGCAAGAUUUCAGGCAAGUCUGUUUUAACCACGUGUAAUGUUGAAUUACUUGUGAAAUGACACUUGGCUCAAAGGGCACAGUCCUGUCAGUGACCGAAUGUUAGAGGUAAGCCUUCACUCUGGGGACUCCUCUACCAAAUCAGCCUACUCAAAACUAAGUAAUGAAGGAACUUGUUGAAUACAAUGAUCUAAAGGAAGUUAAUUUUCCAAUUCUAUUCAAAACAAUAUUCCAUUCAUAACAUAUUCCAUAUUUGUCAAAUAACAUCCUUAAAUGUUAUGAUAUAAAAGGUACCCAUGAAAUUCCUGUUUUAUCAAUCUAUUUUAAUAGAUGUGUGCAGGAAUAAGAAUAUGAGUGGAAUUGUAGCACUGAUGACAUUUCCAUUUUUAGCUUUUUUUGGGCUGAUUUGGAGUUGCCAUAAAUGUUGGGCUUGCUUUCUUUCUCCAUCCUACCCUUGACCCCAAAGUGCAAUCGUUACGAAUACCAGUGCAUUGACUAUUUUGAUGCAACUCAGCUAAAAUUCAUCAAGUUUCUGUGAGUCAAAUGACUGUUGAUUCACCUCCAUGCCUGUUUGUGAAACUAAAUUCGCCACCCUACAUGGCCUGCAAGGAGAGCUGGUGUUGCCAGUUUUACAAGCCUGACAUUGGUUAAAUCCUGCUUACCCCUAAGUUUGGGGUUUACGGAUAAUGUUAGGGCAGGGCCAUGUUAGUCUAUUACAAGUUGGUUUUUUUUCUUGGCCUGAUGAAACUUUCCUUAAACAAACUGUACCAUCUGAAAUCUGCAACUUCUCUCACUUACCAUCCAUUGAAAACAAAAAAUCCAGAUAUGAUCAUUGCGUUUUUGAUAGCAACUAUUUUUUUAAAAAAUACAAUUCAUGCUAGAUUCCCAGUCUUCAGUCUAUGGAAUUGUGGAAAAUAUUGCACAAACCUGACUUGCACUUGAUUUUAAUGUUACAGUACAGCCCAAGUUAAUUUAGAUAAAUACCUCUGUAAAGUCUGUUUAAUAAUCAGUUUGGCUGUUCAUCCCUCUGACAGUAUUCUACGACAAAUUUUUAACCCUCAGUAAUAUGUUGCACUUUAAACCCAGAGCUGAACACUCUGAUCUCUUUCCUCUGAACUACCUGUAGAAAUCCAAUGAGAAACAAAAAUCAAUCCAAUGUGUUUAAACCCUCCAUUACUUAAAAAUGGCAGCAUCAAUUGGAUGUGUCAGUACAGUUUUGAUUCUCAAUAAUGCAUUCUCUCUCAAAUUCCUUCAAUAUUAGACCAAAAAAACCAUGAAGCCUCCACGUGAAUGUAAAUACAAACUGCAUGCAAAAGAACCAUUGUUUCUCCUGAUCAAUUCCUUCAUUUUUGUCUGGUUUAAAAUAUCCACAGUCACAGGCGACACUUCAUGUUUAAUGUACCUUGUGAUGUAUCUGUUCGCCCUCGUGCCUAUGUGUUCCAACCUCCAGCACUAAUAUCCACCUCAACUUAAUGAGUGCAAAAUACAACUCAGAAAAAACACUUGAGUUUACUUACAAUUUACUCUUAGCUUCUUCCCACAACAAGCUGUAAAUGGAGAUGUCUGGGUGAUGAAGGAGGGAUAUACUUCAUACAGACAAUCACGUAACAAUAACUUGUGCGUGUAACGCACACACUCAACUACAGAGAAACUACAGAAUCAAUGGGUUCAUGUCUUGUGGAGCCAAUUAAUUGAUGUAAAUAAGCUAACUUUGUAUGAGAAAUUGUAUCUUUGACAAACUUGUACUUUCUCGCUGUCUUUUAAAUGUAUAUGUACUAAAAAAAAUGCUUAUUCAUAUUAGGUGGAGCUAUUGAACUAGUGAAUGGAAUACUAUUUUUUAAUUUUUACACUUAAGAACUUUUCAUAAGAAAAGUUGUUUCAAAUGAAUUUCUACAGAAAAGUAUUUUUGAAGAUUGUGAUUUAUACAUGAAGUAUGAAAUGUAACAUAAGAUGUUUAAAAUAGAUAUUUGUUGUCUUUUUGUCUUUAUGGGUGGAAAAUUUAAGCAGUCUAAUUUGUUCAAUACAUUCACAUAAAAAGUAUGCCAGUUAUUAAUAUGGGUGAGGAAGUAAGGGGGACAGAUCAUUGGUUCACUGCCCCUUUAAGAAAUUAUUGCAGACGAUGACCUGUAUUGAUCAAAGAGCUUCCUGGAGUCUUUUGUUGGUCUCUGAGCAGCAUCCAAAAGGAUUAAGCAAAGGUCAGUCAGUCCCCAAAUCUGCUCCCUCAUCUAUUCGAUCAAGACUGAGGUAUCUUUUUGAUGUGUGCUCAAAACUGAAUGCAGUGCCCAAAACAGAAUCUGACUACUCUCUUUUGAAUUCCUUGUGAUAAAGACCAAUGUCCAGUUGGUCUUUUUGAUUACUUUUUGUAUCUGUCUAUUUUAAUGGUUUAUGUACUUGGAGUGUCAAUACCUGUGCUGUACCACACUCCAUACAUUUUAACCAUUAAAAAAGAUAAAGUGGGAGUAUAUUCCAGAAUCUAAGUGGUUACCUCACCACUUAACAACACUGUUGUUCAGUCCACUCUAUUGGCUUAUAUCCAUCUCUUCUGUGCUACGUAAACCCUCUCCAAAUUUGGAUAUAUAACUCCAUUUCUUAAUCUAAAUCAUUGUGAAAUAUAUUAAAAAGUUGAGGCCCCAGAGUAGAUCAUUGGGAAAUGCCAUUUGCCACAUCCUGCCACCUAUAUUUACCAUUUAUCCCAUGUUGCUCCCAACCAAUUACCAACCCAAGUUUAAAAAACUAUGCCCAAUUCCAUGGACUUGGAUUUUUGAUAAUGGUCUCUUGUGAAAAAACUACAAAUUUAUUUAUGAUUGUUUAUAUAGAUGUCAGUCAUAUUCUUAUGACCAUGUCAACUCUCUGAGCAGCUUUGUUCAAAUUUUCAGUCAUUCUAUUGCUAACAACAGGUUUUAAUAGUUUCUGGACAGCUGAUGUUAAACUGACAUGUCUUUAGUAUCUUUUUAUUUAAAACAGCAGCAAAUGCGAGCAUCUGUGUCAGAUUGAAGAUCCUUUGAUCAAAAAAUGUCAGGUUUUGGGGAUAUAAUAGGUUUUGAGCAAGUGAAAGGGCAGGGGAAGGUCGUAACAUGAUCAGAAGGAAAGGUCUGUUGUGCAGUGAAAGCUGCCUUGUUCUGUUUAUUUGUAAAAUAAUAUUGAGCAUGUUUUUACUUCCAACAAAAUCAUUAGCUAGAAGUGCUAACUUUUCUAUGGCUUUCU
Molecule: messenger RNA, 13186 nt
Organism: Stegostoma tigrinum
Lineage: Eukaryota; Metazoa; Chordata; Chondrichthyes; Orectolobiformes; Stegostomatidae
Product: neurogenic locus notch homolog protein 2-like
Exons: 34
Coding region: 207-7664 (2485 amino acids)
Biological process (GO): regulation of developmental process; multicellular organism development; Notch signaling pathway
Cellular component (GO): membrane
Molecular function (GO): calcium ion binding; Notch binding
Source: RefSeq, a predicted model, not a curated record